Camelina sativa (false flax) is the source of this 758-nucleotide messenger RNA. Its product is annotated as cell wall / vacuolar inhibitor of fructosidase 2. Gene Ontology annotation, molecular function: enzyme inhibitor activity. The record is from RefSeq and is a predicted model, not a curated record. Lineage: Eukaryota; Viridiplantae; Streptophyta; Magnoliopsida; Brassicales; Brassicaceae.
CUGCUCAAAAUAUAAGACAAGAAUCCUCUUUCUUCCAUCUCUAUCUCUCUCCGCAAGACAGUUUGCUCAAACCCCUCUUCUUGAAAUGGCUUCUUCUCUUAUCUUCCUCCUCUUCCUCAUCUUUACCCUAUCCUUUUCAUCACCAACCCUAAUCUCAGCCAAAUCCAACGCGACAAUAAUCGAAUCAACUUGCAAAACCACGAACAACUACAAAUUCUGUGUCUCGGCUCUCAAAUCCGACCCAAGAAGUCCCACAGCCGACACAAAAGGUCUCGCAGCCAUUAUGAUUGGCGUUGGUAUGACAAACGCCACCUCCACUGCAACUUACAUCGCCGGGAACCUAACAUCCGCCGCGAACGACGUCGUCCUUAAAAAGGUGUUACAAGAUUGCUCCGAGAAGUAUGCUCUCGCCGUUGAUUCUCUCCGCCAAACAAUUCAAGAUCUUGAUAGUGAAGCUUAUGACUAUGCUUCCAUGCAUGUGCUGGCGGCGGAGGAUUAUCCUAAUGUUUGCCGCAAUAUUUUCCGCCGAGCUAAGGGGCUGUCUUAUCCGGUGGAGAUUCGUCGGCGUGAACAGAGUCUGAGACGUAUCUGUGGUGUUGUCUCCGGGAUUCUUGAUCGCCUUGUUGAAUAAUUUACAUUUUGCAUUUUAACUUUGGUAAAAUCUCUGUUUAAGUUAUCGUGUUAAAUGUAUUUUAAUAUGGAAUUUGCAACUUUUUACUACCGUUACUCUUAUAUAUUACUCUUCUCCUUCGCUACUA